Messenger RNA from Aspergillus fijiensis CBS 313.89, 1762 nucleotides. RefSeq names its product MATE efflux family protein. The record is from RefSeq and is a predicted model, not a curated record. NCBI's taxonomy places the organism in Eukaryota, Fungi, Ascomycota, Eurotiomycetes, Eurotiales, Aspergillaceae. Gene Ontology annotation, biological process: transmembrane transport. Gene Ontology annotation, cellular component: membrane. Gene Ontology annotation, molecular function: antiporter activity; xenobiotic transmembrane transporter activity. The coding region runs from base 137 to 1762 and encodes 541 amino acids. The transcript has 5 exons.
GUUCAAUCUCCAGUGGGCCACAAAGAAAAGGCCUCCAGACUAUACUAUAUAGUUAGCGUCAGCUCUUCAAGCAAUCUACGGCGCUUGCUAUAGUACUACACCUAGUACCGACUGACUAUACCUAUACCCUCAAUUCAUGGCACGAGAAACCACUCCACUCCUCGAAAAUGACGGCCCACCAGCUACAGGGAACGCGGCCGAAGAGACCCUCACAUUGGUCCGUUCGUCAACCUCGCUGGUUCUAGUGUCCUACCUUCAAUUUUCUCUUCCCUUUGCGGGGCUCCUCUUUGUGGGUCGACUCGGGAUCGACGAGCUCGGGGCUGUCAGCCUCGGGGCUAGUAUCACCAACAUCACCGCAUACGGGGUCUAUCAAGGACUGUGUUCCGGGCUGGACACCCUCGGGGCCCUCGCCUACGGGAUGCGGCGGUGGGAUCUGGCCACCCUGUAUCUGAAGAUGACGCUCAUGCUUCUGACGAUCGUGAGCUGCCCGGUGGGCCUGGGAUGGUGGCAUAGUCAAUCCAUCUUGCGGACGAUGGUGUCGCCGAAAAUCGCCGCUCUCACCUCGCAGUACCUCCGGGUCUCGUUGCUGAGCCUGCCGGGCCAUGCAGGAUUCGAGGCCGGCAAGCGCUUCCUGCAGAGCCAGGGGAUCUUCCACCCGCCAAUUGUGGUCCUCUGUUGUGCGGUCCCGGUCAAUCUCGCGUUGCAUUGGUGGUUUGUCUAUCGGCUGCAGUGGGGAUUUGUCGGGGCGCCGGUCUCUGCAGCACUGUCAGACACCAUGCUUGGGGCAGGUCUUCUGGCCCAUGCCACAUACCUCCGUCCCAUCAGCCGAUGUUGGCAUGACGACGAUGACUCCGCCUCUUCGUCAUCGUCUCCAAAUUCAUUGCCCCGCGCGGGGGCACAUUGGCCGAGGCUACUCCGCCUCGCGCUGCCGGGCUCGAUCACGGUGCUGGCGGAGUAUCUGACAUUCGAGCUGCUGACGGUCGGGGCGGGGAAGCUGGAUGCGACGCGGCUGGCGGCGCAGAGCGUGCUCAAUGGGACGGUGGCUGUGGCGCUGCAGCUCACCUUUGCGAUUGCGAGCGCGACGACGCUGCGUGUGGCGACGCUAAUGGGCCAGAAUCGCCCGCGUCGUGCCCAGCUACACAUGCGCGUCGCGCUGACGACCGCGGUCGUGGUGGCACUGCUCAACCUCAGCGUGCUCCUGACGGGGCGGUACUGGAUCUCCCGGCAGUUGUGCACUUCGGUCGAGGUGCAGACCCUGGUGGUGCGGACCAUGCCCUUCUGCGCGCUCCUGCAGAUCGUCUAUGCUACCGCGGAGUGGGCCAAUGGGGUAAUGAAGGGACUCCAGAUGCAGCAGACUGCCGGAGUUCUGUCUCUGGUCUGUCACUAUACGAUUGCAAUCCCCACUUCGUUCGUCGCGGGCUUACUGUUGAAAGGCGGUCUGGUGGGUCUGUGGCUCGGCCCCAUCAUUGGGAUGACGAUGCAGGUCUUGACUCAUUCGCCUUCCGCCAGACGAAUAGCGAGUGGCGACGGAGAUGAAGCUGGUGGCAGUGGAUGCUUGAGGUCAAAGCGGCAGGUUACACGCAGCAAAAGCCCUCUCCGCCCCCAGCAGAUGAACCUGAAACGCCUCGCUCGCAAUGAAGAUAUCCAGGGACACCCCAAUCGCAUACACCUCGGAAAGCUGUCGGAGGAGUGCCCUGCCCUGCGCGCCGAGUCGGUCCCGUUGUUUCUGGACGAUUGCGAGCGCGUGUUCGGCCUGCAGUAG